AUGGCGUUCCAUUUCUUCGCCCACCCCACGAACCCUGGACCCGAUGCCGAGGGUCUUUCACGAUUCUACUCCCUUUGCAUCUCAGUUAUCCAGUCCGCUUCGACAAUGCAGACGACACAAAAGAUCUUCCUACCCUCCGUCUCGCAAUCGUUCAUUGACCGAACUAUUACUCUGGCUGGAUUUACCAUUCUUAGACUCGUUCGAAGUCCGCUUGCUCAACAUCUGGAUGUACUUGCGGGCGAGCGAGCUUUCUCACAGGCGUAUGAUUUCCUUAAGAACGUCUCUUUACAGCCAGGAGAUAUCCAUUUCCGAACUGCGCACAUCAUGAAGGAUUUGUGGGGUAGCGACAAGGUGUUCCGUAAGAAGGAUGGCCGUGUGGAAUCGCUAUAUCUGAGACUGAGGACGCGAUUGAGCAUGAGCAUUAGUUACGACAUGUUCUGGUACUGGCGAGAAGAAUUCAGCAACAUGAAGAAUCCGUACGGCGACGAAGUAACUCUUUCGCACGAGAACGUCCAGCAGAACCCACCUCGUAAGCAUCUUACGUCAAGUCUGACGGGCUCUCAACUAACAAACAUGUCAGAAUACCCAUCCCAACAACAACAACACCCACAGCAGCACCAGCAGCAACUUCCGGAUCCUUCUAUGAGACAGCAACAACAACUCCCAGUGACCAAAUUCGACCCCAGCUUGGUGAAUCCUCAGAUGCAACAGGACCCGUCAGUAAUGAGCUUCGAUGCCUGGGAAGGUCCAGACUAUGGAGUGCCGCCAAUGCUUGAUCAAUUUCCUGAUUACGACUGGGCGGCCGGAUUUGAGUUCUCGAAUGCAGAAAUGCCCAAUGUGCCGGUUGGUCCUAUGAAUCCUAUGAUGACAGCACCAGGGCCUGGAGGCGCACCGAACAUGGGAUACACCUACGGUUAG
Alternaria infectoria is the source of this 918-nucleotide messenger RNA. RefSeq lists its product as uncharacterized. The record is from RefSeq and is a predicted model, not a curated record. The transcript has a single exon. Lineage: Eukaryota; Fungi; Ascomycota; Dothideomycetes; Pleosporales; Pleosporaceae. The coding region runs from base 1 to 918 and encodes 305 amino acids.